UCACCUCCUGACACCAUGUGUUGCAACUACUACAGAAACUCCUAUGGGGGCUGUGGAUACAGCUCUGGCUGGGGUUCUGGCUGUGGAUAUGGUUGUGGCUCUGGCUAUGGCUGUGGGUAUGGCUCUGGCUGUGGCUAUGGCUGUGGAUAUGGCUCUGGAUAUGGAACAGGCUGUGGCUAUGGCUGUGGAUACAGCUCUGGCUGUGGAUAUGACUGUGGAUACGGCUCUGGAUAUGGAUUAAACUCUCACUAUGGCUGUGGAUACAGCUCUGGCUGCUGUGGCUACCGACCAUUUUGCUACAGAAGAUGCUAUUCCUCUUGCUGCUAAUCAUCAUUACAGAUCAUCCUUACCUUUGCAGUGACCAUUCCAAGAGCAAGUUCAAUUUAAAUUUUCCCUAUCCACUAUCUUGACAUAUAAGUAAAGAUUGACUGUGGUCCAUUGACCAUCUGAAUGCAUAGAAGAGAAGCUGCAGUCGAUGGAGACUGAGUAGUUACAUCACAUCACUGAAGAGAGGAGAUCUAUUCUGAUUAAUUUUCAAAUGUAAAUUCAGACAUCUUUUUUCCAUCUUUCUGCCAUGACUAUUUGCAGAAGCACAAGAGGACUGUAUAAUUGGAAUGUACUAAAAUGGAACAAAAAUAGAAUUUUCUUAA
Molecule: messenger RNA, 650 nt
Organism: Cebus imitator (Panamanian white-faced capuchin)
Lineage: Eukaryota; Metazoa; Chordata; Mammalia; Primates; Cebidae
Product: keratin-associated protein 21-2-like
Exons: 1
Coding region: 16-327 (103 amino acids)
Source: RefSeq, a predicted model, not a curated record